This is a messenger RNA of Heterostelium album PN500, 1629 nucleotides long. It is a transcript of the gene ube1c, whose product is annotated as NEDD8-activating enzyme E1 catalytic subunit. The transcript is spliced from 4 exons. The coding region runs from base 1 to 1629 and encodes 542 amino acids. Gene Ontology annotation, molecular function: NEDD8 activating enzyme activity. Gene Ontology annotation, biological process: protein neddylation. NCBI's taxonomy places the organism in Eukaryota, Evosea, Eumycetozoa, Acytosteliales, Acytosteliaceae. The record is from RefSeq and is a predicted model, not a curated record. Gene Ontology annotation, cellular component: cytoplasm; nucleus.
AUGGAAACUAGCUAUACAGAUAUCGAAGGUAGAUGGUCAGACAUCGACAAGGUCAUCAAGAGAACAGGUCCAUUCGUAGCACCUGACUUCCAGCCAGACACCAACGAUUCUCCAUCGAUAAAGACUGCCUUGCAAAACGACUUUAAGAUCUUGGUCAUUGGUGCCGGUGGUCUUGGUUGUGAACUCCUCAAGAAUCUUGCACUCUCUGGUUUCAGAAACAUCGAUGUCAUCGAUAUGGAUACAAUUGAUGUCUCUAAUCUCAACAGACAAUUCUUAUUCAGAAGAAAAGAUGUUGGUAAAUCAAAGGCUGAGGUUGCCGCUGCUUUCAUCAAUCAAAGAGUAGCUGGAUGUAAAGUUACACCAUAUAAAUGUAAGAUUCAAGAUAAGGAUGAGGAUUAUUAUAGACAAUUCAAGUUGAUUAUUGCUGGUCUCGAUUCGAUCGAAGCCAGAAGAUGGAUCAAUGGAUUGUUGGUCAACUUGGUUGUGACUGACACCGACGGAAACAUCGAUCCAUUGACUAUCAUUCCAUUGAUCGACGGUGGAACCGAAGGUUUCAAGGGACAGGCAAGAGUCAUUCUUCCAAGAAUCUCAUCUUGCUUUGAAUGCUCAUUAGAGUCUUUCCCACCACAGACCACCUAUGCCAUCUGUACCAUUGCCAACACUCCACGUGUGCCAGAGCAUUGCAUCCAGUGGGCAUUGAUCUUUGGUCUGCCAGACGCAGCCAUUCCAAAGCCAUUCGAUCCAAAGGUUUUCGACAAUGACAAUCCCGUCCACAUGACCUGGCUCUACGAGACCGCCAAGAAGCGUGCCGAAGACCACAACAUCAACGGUGUCACCUACAAGUUGACACAGGGUGUCGCCAAGAACAUCAUUCCGGCGAUCGCCAGUACCAACGCUAUCAUUGCCGCAGCCUGUUGCAAUGAGGCAUUCAAGAUCUGCACAGACUCUAGCGGUUACUUGGAUAACUACAUGAUGUACAACGGACAGCAAUCGGUCUACACCUACACCUUCAACUACGAAGUGAAGGAGGGUUGCGCUGUCUGCGGUUCCAACAUUGUCAGCUACGAGGUCAGUCCAAAGACUUUGUUGUCGACAUUCCUCGAGGACAUCUCCAAGGACUCCAGAUUCCAAUUCAAGAAACCAAGUCUCAGAUGCAACGGACGUAAUCUCUAUAUGCAAGGAUUACUCCACCAAUCAACUGUACCAAAUUUAGAAAAGUCACUUGAAGAUCUUCAAGUUGGUGAGGGUGAUGAAAUCACCAUUACCGAUCCAUCGCUUCCAGUAUCAAUUACUUCUAUUAUUUUAUUAAUUUACCAUGAUGUUGAAUCUGAAUCAGAGGAAGAAACAACUACAACCUCCACCAAUUCUUUCACUCCAUCUGUCAAUAACCAAGAAGUCCCCCGAGAGAAAGUUUGGGAGAAAUAUGCCAAAAGAUCAAGAGAGAGAACCGAUCAUAGAACUGACCAAAACCAGUGUAGAAAAUUGAUCAAUCAGAUCCUCAAGGAAUACAAAGCUGGUUCCCAUGUGUCAAUUGAAGAGGUCAGAGCCAAAGCUAUUGAAGCUCAAACCAAGAAAAUUCAAUCCUACUUUGACAAUGAAUUCCAAACCAAUGUUAGUAUUAAAGCUUAA